Molecule: messenger RNA, 3563 nt
Organism: Carcharodon carcharias (great white shark)
Lineage: Eukaryota; Metazoa; Chordata; Chondrichthyes; Lamniformes; Lamnidae
Gene: pex7
Product: peroxisomal biogenesis factor 7
Exons: 10
Coding region: 93-1058 (321 amino acids)
Biological process (GO): protein import into peroxisome matrix
Cellular component (GO): cytosol; peroxisomal matrix
Molecular function (GO): protein binding
Source: RefSeq, a predicted model, not a curated record
CCUCCUCCCCUUCCGCAGGUCAAGGGGUUGGAAAGAACGGGACAGAGACUCCGCUGGCCGAUUCUUCACUCUGGACGGUUCAUUAUUUAAGAAUGGUGGACAGUGCCUUGGUUAAAACCUUCCGGGUGCCUGCAAGACAUGGUUAUGCCGUAGAGGUCUCUCCUUAUUUCCCCUCCAGACUGGCCUGCGCUACCUCCCAGUAUUAUGGAAUAGCAGGUUGUGGAACAUUAGUGGUUCUGGAACAGACAGAAGCUGGAAUUGUCCCUUUCAGGAGUUUUGACUGGAAUGAUAGUCUUUUUGACGUUACCUGGAGUGAGAACAAUGAACAUGUCCUGAUCACUGGUAGUGGUGAUGGAUCUCUGCAGCUCUGGGACACUGCAAACCCUACUGGACCCCUCCAAGUCUUCAAAGAACAUGCUCAAGAGGUUUAUAGUGUUGAUUGGAGCCAGACACGAGGAGAACAUCUGGUAUUAUCUGGUUCGUGGGAUCAAACAAUAAAAGUUUGGGAUCCGAUGGUAAAAGAUUCAGUCUCUACAUUCCGUGGCCAUGAAAGUGUCAUUUACAGCACAGUUUGGUCACCACAUAUCCCAGGUUGCUUUGCCUCAGCCUCAGGCGAUAACACUCUACGAGUCUGGGAUAUAAAGACAGCAGGAGCCAGGAUAAUCAUUCCUGCUCAUCAAGCAGAGAUACUGAGCUGUGACUGGAGUAAAUAUGAUCAGAAUAUGCUUGUUACUGGAGCAGUUGACUGCACUUUAAAAUGCUGGGACCUAAGAAAUAUCCGACUGCCAGUGCAUCAUCUCGCUGGCCAUACUUAUGCUAUACGAAGAGCUAAAUUUUCUCCAUUUCAUGCAUCUAUAUUAGCCUCUUGUUCCUACGAUUUCAGUGUCAGGUUUUGGGAUGUUUCCAAGCCUGACUCGGCAAUUGAAACAGUGGAGCACCACACAGAAUUUGUAUGCGGCCUUGAUUUCAGCUUACAUAUUCCUGGUCAGGUUGCAGAUUGUGCCUGGGAUGAGACAGUGAAGAUCUAUACUCCAGCUUGCCUUACAGUUAGUCAUUAAACUUGGCAUCACUGGAAGAUUUAGAACAUCAUGUCCUGAAAAAAAGUACACAAGAUUACUAUUUGAUUCAUUUUUUCAUUUUUGUAUAUAAGCAACAUUUGGGAACUCAUACAAAGUGAAGAGUUAUAUUUGGUGAAUUUGUAAGGCUCUUCACCAAUAUAUAUUCAGCUGGAUGUACAGUUUGAAGUGUAUUUUGCAUUGUUGACUUGCACUUGAAGGGAAAGAAUAAUUGAGAGUUGUUGUUAUUUUAGUAUCAUGCUUAAAAGCUUGAGAAAUGGGAAUGGCAGCAAUACUAUUUUAUCUGUUCACAUUUCACACUGCUUGAGAAAGUAGUGGAUGAAAUUCAAUAUCGGUAGUUCCUUAUUUAUUUAUAAUUAUUUCUUAUAGUGAAUUCAAAUAUGAUAUAGUACCUAACCAUUGAGAAGGUUGCAAACUAUGGAUCCGUUUGACUGUACAGUUGAGGAAAUGUGUUUGGAUACAAAUACUUGUUCCAUUCAUAUGGUUCAUCCUCAUGUUUGGAUCAGUGAAGAGGAUCUGCUCAAACCAUGUUUAUUUUCUCCUUGUUCCUUGGGGACUGGAUGCUGCAGUGGGCUAGAUGUUAGCUUUGCAGCCCUGGGACGUGGUUCAGGCUGUUUUGAUGAGAAUCGUCUCUUUGCUGGUUAUAAGGAUCUGAAAUUAGUUUAAUUUCAUCUAGUUCCUGAUAGGCAAAGGGCUGCAAGAUAAAAACAUUGGUACAGACUGAUACUCCCAUGGCAAUUGUACUUGGGUGUGAGAAAUUUUUAAAAUACAUUUUGGUAGAAUGGAGUGUGUUUCUGUUUUUGGAGCUGUACCACAUUGAGAAAUGGAUGACCGGUUAAUCUGUUCUUUUAUUAUACCUAUUACCAUGUAUGACAGCCACCCUAGUGGUAGGACUGGUACCAGAAUUAGCCUGUCCUUUUAUUAUAGGGCAACCAUAUAGAAAGCAUUACCUUAAAAUCUCAACCAGGCCUGUUCCACAGACCAAGAUAACUGGCAAAAACACAUGCAGACUCAACUAGAUCAAACUUGUCUAGAGAGGGUGGAGAAAAAGAUGUUCCAGAGCAACUCAUUAAUAAAUACCACCCUCACCCAAGUCAUCCAAAUCAAUGUGGCAAGAUAGAUAUUGAGCCUCAAUCAUGUUAUGACCAGAUGAGAAGGAGUGGAGGCCCCCUGGUAUUCAGGCUCCUCGGCUGGUCACAAAGGUUUAAGUUUCUUUUUCAUGAAGGUGUGCCUUUUCUGAAUCUAAAGGUAUUUAACUAAGCAGUGAGCAAUAAGGAGCCAAUCAGACAAAGGUUUCUUGCGUUAAAGAAAGAGCAAAUUUAUUAACACUAAACCCAAGGGAAAAAGUAAUAAAAUCACGAUGUCAAACACACAGGCAGCAGAAAUGAGGGAAAUUAGAGUCCGAUUAAAAGAAUAUAUGGUUGAGUGUCCUUUACUUGUCCUUGACAUAUAGAUUGUUAAAUGUUGCGACUGAUUUAGGCUAGGUGGUUUCUGGGAAGUGAAGAUAUUGCACUUCUUAUGAGUUCUGGGUUCGCUGGUAAGUUUCUGGUAACAUUGACUUCUUUAACCAUGUGAAACACACUUUUUCAACAGAGAGGGAGAGCACAACUUCCUUGACAUCCUGUCACUUGUAAUCUCUCUCAGGUGGCUGCAACCUCGCCUUGAAAUACUUCACUCAUUGUGUAUUUCCAAGGGACUUUGGGUGGGUCUGUCAGUGACAGCCAUUUUUUAAAAUAUCCAGCACUUGCAUUUCAAUAUAUCUUCCUUAAGACAGUGAGGAAUUUCGAUGGAUCUUUAAAUUAUAGGAAAGAUCCCUCUCUUUAUACUCCCCUGAAAGUACCUUGUUCAUUUUUUCACCUUCACCUUGGAAGGUGGCCUUGCCUUUUUAAGUAGUUUGUUCUGUCUCAGAUCGAAUUGCAGAGUUUGAAUUUGUAAGUCCAUGUCAGAACCUUCCAGAAGCUGGUCACUGGUAAUACCAGGCAUCAAAUAACUUGUGGCAGCCAUCUUUUGGCAGUGUCUUUUCUUGUCUUUAACGAGUCCUUUUUAAACAGUUCAAUACAUGUUUUGUCAGAUGGUGAAAUUACAGAUUGGUAUCACUCAAGCACUAAUCAUGUUACCAUGACACUCAUUUGAUGUAAGCUGGCACAAGCCCAAAAAACAUUGACCUACCCAUGACUACAAUGGGCAACUGGAGUUCCUUAGAAUCAAGGAAUUAGAAGAACAAGGUGUCUUAAUUAAAUUGCCAUCCAGAGCUAAUUCAUCAUUGUUUCAUGUUCCCAAACCAGAUUAGAGGUGGAGAUUGGUGGUUGAUUAUACCACCUUAAAUAAGGGGAUAGCUCCACAUGUUGUACAACAGCAAAAUUCCACAGCUCUUCUGUCUGGUAUAAAGAGGGAGGAAUAUAAAUCUUGUAUUGAUUGAGUAAGUGGCUUUUGGUUACAUCCAAUUAAUGAGCCUGACUGAUUAAAAAGAAAACAUUUAUGACUGAA